Saimiri boliviensis boliviensis (Bolivian squirrel monkey) is the source of this 2143-nucleotide messenger RNA. Lineage: Eukaryota; Metazoa; Chordata; Mammalia; Primates; Cebidae. The record is from RefSeq and is a predicted model, not a curated record.
GGAGGGCUCCCGCCCGGGUGAGCGUGGAGCGGCUGCUGGAUGACCCGGCUCCUGCUUGCCCUGCAGCCCCGGCCUCUUGCCCACCAUGAACGCCAGUGGCUCGGGCUACCCGCUUGCCUCUCUCUACGUGGGCGAUCUGCACCCCGACGUGACCGAGGCAAUGCUCUACGAGAAGUUCUCUCCCGCCGGCUCCAUCCUGUCCAUCCGCGUGUGUCGCGAUGUGGCCACCCGGCGCUCGCUGGGCUACGCCUACAUCAACUUCCAGCAGCCCGCCGACGCGGAGCGGGCACUGGACACAAUGAACUUUGAGAUGCUCAAAGGCCAGCCUAUUCGCAUCAUGUGGUCCCAAAGAGACCCAGGACUUCGCAAGUCAGGUGUGGGCAACAUCUUCAUCAAGAACCUGGAGGACUCCAUUGACAACAAGGCCUUGUAUGAUACCUUCUCCACCUUUGGGAACAUCCUCUCUUGCAAGGUGGUGUGUGACGAGCAUGGCUCCCGCGGUUUCGGCUUCGUUCAUUUUGAGACCUAUGAGGCCGCACAGCAGGCCAUCAACACCAUGAACGGGAUGCUGCUGAAUGACCGCAAAGUCUUUGUGGGCCACUUCAAGUCUCGACGGGAGCGGGCGGCGGAGCUGGGAGCGCGAGCCCUGGAGUUCACCAACAUCUACGUGAAGAACCUCCCGGCGGAUGUGGACGAGCAAGGCCUGCAGGACCUCUUCUCCCAGUUUGGGAAGAUGCUGAGUGUGAAGGUGAUGAGGGACAGCAGCGGCCGCUCGCGGUGCUUUGGCUUUGUUAACUUUGAGAAGCACGAGGAAGCCCAGAAGGCUGUGGUCCAUAUGAAUGGGAAGGAGGUGAGCGGGCGGCUGCUAUAUGCGAGCCGGGCCCAGAAGCGCGUGGAGCGGCAGAAUGAACUGAAGCGCAGGUUUGAGCAGAUGAAGCAGGACCGGCUGAGCCGUUAUCAGGGUGUGAACUUGUACGUGAAGAACCUGGAUGACUCCAUUGAUGAUGGCAAACUGAGGAAAGAGUUCUCUCCCUAUGGAGUGAUUACCAGUGCGAAGGUGAUGACAGAGGGUAGCCACAGCAAGGGGUUUGGCUUUGUGUGUUUUUCCUCCCCAGAAGAGGCGACAAAGGCCGUGACAGAGAUGAACGGGCGCAUCGUGGGCACCAAGCCACUCUAUGUGGCACUGGCCCAGCGCAAAGAGGAGCGGAAGGCCAUCUUGACCAACCAGUACAUGCAGCGUGUCUCCACCAUGCGGACCCUGAGCAACCCCCUCUUGGGUUCCUUUCAGCAGCCCUCCAGCUACUUCCUGCCUGCCGUGCCCCAGCCUCCAGCCCAGGCUGCAUACUAUGGCUGUGGCCCAGUGACACCCACCCAGCCUGCCCCCAGGUGGACAUCCCAGCCACCUAGACCUUCCUCUGCCUACCCUCCAGGUGCCUCAAUGGUUCGGCCACCAGUGAUGCCUCGGUGCCCCCCGGCCCACAUCGGCGGUAUCAGGCAGGCCUCCACCCAGGUGCCACGUACGGUGCCCCACACUCAGAGAGUGGCCAACAUUGGUACUCAGACCACAGGACCCAGUGGGGUAGGAUGCUGCACGCCAGGCCGGCCUCUCCUGCCGUACAAGUGUUCUUCAGCAGCACACAGCACCGAUCAGGUCCAGGAGCCGGCUGUGCACAUCCCAGGACAUGAGCCCCUGACUGCGUCCAUGCUGGCUGCGGCGCCCCUGCAUGAGCAAAAGCAGAUGAUUGGGGAGCGUCUCUACCCCCUUAUCCAUGAUGUCCACACCCAGCUGGCUGGCAAGAUCACGGGCAUGCUGCUGGAGAUUGACAACUCGGAGCUGUUGCUCAUGCUGGAGUCUCCAGAGUCCCUCCAUGCCAAGAUAGACGAAGCAGUGGCCGUGCUGCAGGCACACCAGGCUGUGGAGCAGCCGAAGGCGUUCAUGCACUGAAACCAGAAAAGGAAAUCCUCGCUGCCAUGGCUGCCAGAAGGACAGUGUUUCUGGCUCUUCAGCCCUAAGGCCCUGCAAACUCUAACUUAUUUCCCAAUUAGUCAGUAUCUAUACUUGGGCUCUGUAUGCAAAUGAAGGUUGGUCAUUCAUCCAACCUAUUACCUUUUGCUUUGUGUAUUAAAAGUGCUGCAAAAUCUG